Molecule: messenger RNA, 1743 nt
Organism: Doryrhamphus excisus (bluestripe pipefish)
Lineage: Eukaryota; Metazoa; Chordata; Actinopteri; Syngnathiformes; Syngnathidae
Product: zinc transporter ZIP1-like
Biological process (GO): zinc ion transmembrane transport
Cellular component (GO): plasma membrane
Molecular function (GO): zinc ion transmembrane transporter activity
Source: RefSeq, a predicted model, not a curated record
UUACUUAAUCCGAUCGAGUAGUAUUGUUUCUCACGUUUCGGAACCGAGAUGCUCGCAGUACUUUCAGUCAAUCCUCUAUAACCAACCCAAUGAUAGGAACCACUUUUCAAGCUAAUGACAAGCUGUCAUUAGCUCAUAGCGCAACGCAUAGGCUGCUUUUAUUUUGAAAAGCGGAAAACUGUGUUUGCGACAAGGAAGGUGACGGCUCAGCGAUAAAAAAAUGAGAUCAGCUGAUGAGAAUUGAGUCAGAGGUGAGAGAAGCGAACUUCUUUUGACUUAUUUUUAGUUUCUCGUCGUGCGGUAGCAGGACGUUUGGAAAAAACUUGGUAGUGGAUUUGGUGACUUUAUCGCUCACAGUUUGAUGGCGUCCUCUGGGCCUGAGGUCCACAAGGAAGACUGACAUCAAAGAUGUCCUUGUCCGUCCAUGGUGCCAUGGUGCCGCUCCAGACCGAUGCGGCUCAAAUUCCCGCCCUGGAGUCCAAAGUGGCAGCGCUGGUGGUCCUGCUGUCGGUCACACUGCUCUUUGGCCUUGCCCCCCUUUUUCUCGUGCAUGGGGCAGGGCCCUGCAGCAUCAGCCCAGAGUCUCGCCGGCGCCUGCUGACCUUGAUCAACUGUUUUGCGGGCGGAGUCUUUUUGGCCACGUGCCUGCUGGACCUCCUGCCAGACUAUCUUCAGGGGAUCUCUGCUGCAUUCUCCAAUGCAGGAAUUACGCUGCAGUUUCCUCUUCCUGAGUUCAUCGUGGCCAUGGGCUUCUUCCUGGUUCUGGUUCUGGAGCAGGUGAUUCUGGCCUUCAGGGACCAAUCAUGGGCCCUCACUGAGGAGAGGCAGGGUCUGCUGGAGAACUCCAGCGUGCAAGCAGUUGACGGCGGGGAGGGGCUACCCCACCAGCGGUGCCACGCGAAAGAGGAGUCCAAAUCCGCAUCGUCGGCCUUACGCGCCUUCGUGCUGGUCUUCUCCCUGUCGCUGCACUCGCUCUUUGAGGGUCUUGCGGUGGGCCUGCUUGGGCGGAGCCAGGAGGUUCUGGAGGUGUGUCUGGCUCUGACCAUCCACAAGAGCGUCAUCUCGCUCAGCCUCGCCUUCACCCUGGCUCACGGCCGCCUGCGCCGCCCAUUGGUCAUCGCCUGUCUGCUGCUCUUCGCCGCAAUGGCACCGCUGGGCGUUGGUAUAGGCGUUGGCCUUUCGGAGAGCGAAACAUCGACACAGGGGAAGCUGGCUUGCUAUACGCUGGAGGGUGUGGCGACGGGUACCUUCUUCUACAUCACUUUCAUGGAGAUCCUGCCGCACGAGCUUGGCCAUGGCCGUGGCCGCGUGGCCAAGGUGGCCGUAACGCUGCUGGGCUUCGCUGCAGUCACCGCUGUGCUCUUCAUCAAGAUGUAACCAUUGGGAUGUGGACUGGAACGUCACUGCAAAAGAUGGUUGCAGUGGAAACCUGCCACAGCCAUGAUAUCGUGUGUCUGGAGGGAUAGUCAGUUUUGUCAUGUGACGACACCAAAAACAACAUCCAAAUUAAAAAAAACUUUAAUCUGAAGAGAAAUGCAACCACAACAUAACCUGAAACCUAAUUUGUCUUGUAAUUAAAAAUAUUUAAUUCUUUCUUUUCUUUCAAGGAAGCGCAGUAACGCAGUCUUCUCGAUAGAUGGCGCACUGCCACUUUCUCCUUACCUAAUAGUUUGUCAAGACAGAUGACUCACGUCGACGGAAAAAUGUCACUGCGUGUUUUUGCCGUAGAAAGCAAACAUGACA